AUGGAUUACCUGGUGCUAGUAACGACGCUUAUAGCACUGUUCAUAAGCCCAACGAUACAAGCCGCCCAGUAUCGUCCUCCUCGAAUCAUCGAACAUCCCAACAACCAGAUCGUGCCGAAGAAUGAACCCGUGACGCUGAACUGUAAGGCCGAGGGUGUGCCGGAACCGACCAUCCACUGGUACAAGGACGGUGAACCGGUGAAGCUUACACCGAACCAUGUACUGCUGCCGUUGGGUUCGUUGUUCUUCCUGCGGACGUUACACAGCAAGAAGGAGAACGACGCUGGUGUCUAUCGAUGCGUUGCGUCGAACAUUGCCGGAACUGCCGAAAGCCGCAACGCUACGCUACAGAUUGCAUUACUGCGAGAUGAUUUUCGUGUCGAGCCAAAGGAUACGCGUGUAGCGGCCGGUGAAACAGCCCUGCUGGAGUGUGGUGCCCCAAAGGGCACACCGGAACCAAUGAUCCGAUGGAUGAAGGAUGACAGCUCGAUGGAUGAGCAGCUUCGGUUCGCCAAGGAGAUCGGACGCAUCCGGAUCGUGGAUGGUGGGAAUCUGCUCAUCAGCGAUGUACGGCCGGCCGAUGGAGGGCGCUACAAGUGUGUGGCGUAUAACAUAGUCGGUUCGCGCGAAAGUUCCGUCGCGCGACUCACGGUGCAAGUAAAACCAUACUUUAAGCUGGAACCAAUGGAUACGACAGCACUGGUGGGACAACGCGUACAGUUCCUUUGCGCUGUCGACGGCGACCCGCAGCCUCAAAUCAUAUGGAGCAAAGAGAACGGUCACAUUCCUGUUGGUAGAGCCGACAUUUUAGAAGAAGACCGCAGCUUGGUGAUCCGAAGCGUGGUACCGAGCGAUCAAGGUCUGUUCAUCUGCGAGGCUCACAAUACGAUCGGUCAAAUCAGUGCCAAAGCUCAGCUCAUUGUCAACUCUCCUCCAACAUUCCUGAUAAAACCGCAAGAUCAGAAAACGGCCCUGAACGGGGUGGCAUCGUUCAAGUGUACCGCCUCAGGCAACCCCCAGCCAUCCGUGUUCUGGACGAAAGAAGGCUCCCAGACGCUCAUGUUUCCCAACAAUACGUACGACAAUAUGCAGGUUUCGGUACAGGGGACACUUCAGAUUCGCGGUGUGCAGAAAGAUGACGAUGGUUACUACAUCUGCUCGGCGCUGAGUGUCGCCGGUUCCACGACCAGCAGGGCUUACUUACAGGUUCUUACAUCGGAGGACAGCAAUCCACCCCCGAUACUGCAGAUCGUACCGGCUAAUCAAACACUGCCCCGAGGCACGGUUGCUUUGCUGCCGUGCCGUGCCAGCGGUAAUCCGACGCCCAUGAUUCGCUGGAUGAAAAAUGCGACCGAUAUCAACCUUUCCGGCGGUAACGGGCGCUUUUCAAUCAUCCAGGGUGGCACGCUAAGAAUUGAUGAUUUGCGAAAUGAGGACAGCGGCUGGUAUCGAUGUGUGGCGUAUUCUGAGAAAGGUGAAACCUCGUGGAGCGCAUAUUUAAUGGUUGAAAGUAACCUUUCUUCAAUGCAACAUCGUUCACACAAUGCCGAACUGCUGCCAUCGGCACCGGGAAUACCGAAAGCGGUCAAUAUUACCAACAGCAAUAUCACACUGACCUGGACGCGCGGUCAGGAUGAUUUGCAAAUGAAUUCCGUCACUGGUGGCUAUACGAUAGAGUACUACAGUCCCGAGGAAAAGGCGGGAUGGAUUAAGGCGAUGAGUCGUAUACCCGGUUACACUGCUACGAUAACGAAUCUGUCACCUUCCACUUCGUACAUGUUCAUUAUUCGCGCGGAGAAUUCCUACGGUUAUUCGGCACCAUCACCAACAUCUGCCAUUAUUCGCACGCUUUCGGCAAAUGAUGGAGUUACAAUGCCCGAAGAAAUAGAAACUGCUCGUCUAGUGCUCAGCGGACAGAUCCUGGAAUUGGUUGACGCAGUAGCAAUCAACUCGACGACUAUCCGCCUCGAAUGGCAACUUCACAUCAGCAACACGGAAGAAUACGUGGAAGGUUUGUACGUGCGGUACCGAAAUCUUUCGGCAAUCGAUACGCAAAGCUACAGCAUGCUUACCAUACCGAUGAAUCCCUCCGAGACGUAUGUCAUAACGGGCUUGGAAAAGUUCACCCGGUACGAGUUUUUCCUAACGCCCUACUUUAAGACGGUCGAAGGACAACCGACAAGCUCGAAGGUGGUACAAACUUUGGAGGAUUUCCCCACGGGCGCUCCAAUGAAUGUGCAGACGGGCAUGGUAAACUUAACUACCGGUUUGGUGAAUUGGUCACCACCGUUGGAACAGCACCUGAACGGUGUUCUUCUUGGAUACAAGGUACAGCUACGUGCUAGCAACUCAUCGAAAGUUCUAGCCCAGAUCACACUCAACGGGCCUACGACAUCGAUUGUGCUGCAUAGUCUUACGACCGGUAUGACGUAUACGGUACGCGUCGUUGCGUAUAAUCGGGUUGGUGCAGGACCCUACUCGAAGCCUGCCUAUCUGAUCAUGGAUCCAGCACACGUCAUAGCACCGCCGAGGGCCCACAAUUCGCUCAGCGAAAUCGAUGGUUACAGGCAGCAGGGACUGCUGCACGAGACCUGGUUCAUGGUACUGCUGAUAGUAUUGCUGUUGGUUAUCUUAACGAGUGGAUGUUUCGGCGCGGUAAUGUUUUUCCGCAACCGUGCGAAGGUUAACAAAGAGAUGAUAAAUGCUACGAUCGCUGUCAACGCCAGUAUGGACCCUAGCCGUCGACCGAUGAUGGUGUCACGGAGAGAUGGAUUAUGGAUUGAUCGUGGUCGGAGAUCGAUCGAUACGGAUAAGGAUUCUGGACUGAGUGAAGCUAAAUUGUUGGAAAGUUCUCAAAACACUUCCAACUAUGCGGAUGUCAGUACGGAUUAUGCCGAAGUGGAUCCAAGAAGUAUAACGUCAUUUUACAACAGUCGUAAGUCUCCAGACAAUCCCUCUCCCUACGCAACAACAGUCUUAGUAAAUGGAAACUGCAAUGAAAAUGGUAAAAUAUGCUACCAAGGGUUAGAUGGGUAUAUAUCCGGUGCGUCCACCAAUCGUUCAGACCCAGCAACAUAUCUGGCGGGGCAUCCGAAAGCCUUCACUCCGGUGCCAUAUAAUCAAGCUCCUGCCAACUGGAUUGAUUUCCUUCCUCCUCCACCGGAACAUCCGCCACCGAUUCCACAAGCUUUAGACCACCAUAUACAUCUAAAUCAUGUGUAUCCCUCGGAACUGAUCGGUGGCGGUGGUGGCCUUCCACCAACCACGACUGCGAUCGGUUCUCAGGGAUCAUCCGUUCGCUGUGGAUCGGCACAAUCCGGUAGCUAUAAUGGUGGUAGCGCUCAACACUCAUAUCAAUAUGUAGAUCCAUCCCUGCUAGGACGAGGAUCAUCUAGGAGCAGCUCGAACGAAUGCACCAUGCGUAACGUUCCACCGCUUCCGCUGCCGAAUGGUCCCCAGCAGCAGCAACACUUCCUGCCGUAUAUGAACGGUACGCCCGGCUCCGCGGAGCAGUCACCCUACUUCAACGAUGAAGUGUACAACAGUCCUGUGAAGAACGGUGACAUUAACUAUCAUCCGUAUCGGAUGCCUAAUUCAUCGUCGGCAUCUUCCAUAUCAUGCUGCCAGUCGAAUCAUUCCCGUAGCAGCCAUUCGGCCGGUUCGAAAAACCAUGACUUUCUAGACCAACAGCAACAUCAUCAUCUUCAACACCAGCAGCAGCAGCAGCACCAACUGCACAGCAAUAUGAUGCUGCAAGGACCGCCUCAUUUAACCAAACUUAAUGGAAUAGGUAGCUACGAUGGGCUUACCCCAUCAAAGGUGGUAUCGUUCAACGAACAGUAUCAAAUGCUAGAUGAAAGCAGCAUCAACGGCGAACCGGGUGGCAGAACUGAACACGAAAAUUGCACCUACUUCACCAACUAUUCCGAUGCGUCCGGCGCUAGCAGUAGCAGCGGCAGCGGCGGUUUCCGAAUGCAUCCCAAGUUUGUGAAAACCGUGCACGUAAAUAUUGAAAAUGCCAUCAACGGUAACUAUCACCACCAUCACCAGCAGCAAAUGCACCGAGAUCAAACGAUAGGCACCGUGCCGCAGCAGCAACCCAUCAUCACCAAUGGUCAUCACAAUCACAACCACCACCAGCAGCAGCAUCAUCCGUACGUGUACAAUCAGCAGCCGCAGGAACCGAUCACCGAGCACGAAGAGACGGAAACUGACAAAAUGCUAACCGGUGGCAGUAGCUUCAGCGAAAACGAUGACCAUACGGCGAGCAACGGUGGUUCCGGGCCGGAUUCCGACACCCACGACGAGGUGACGAAGAAGCUUUGCAAUGGCCGUGAAGAUGAUGCAUCCAUUUGUCCGGUGUAUGAGGAACCGGUGCAUCAACCCUCAUAA
This is a messenger RNA of Anopheles marshallii, 4392 nucleotides long. RefSeq names its product protein sax-3-like. Gene Ontology annotation, biological process: axon guidance; cell-cell adhesion. Gene Ontology annotation, cellular component: plasma membrane; axon. The coding region runs from base 1 to 4392 and encodes 1463 amino acids. Gene Ontology annotation, molecular function: protein binding. NCBI's taxonomy places the organism in Eukaryota, Metazoa, Arthropoda, Insecta, Diptera, Culicidae. The transcript is spliced from 14 exons. The record is from RefSeq and is a predicted model, not a curated record.